This is a messenger RNA of Sclerotinia sclerotiorum 1980 UF-70, 1080 nucleotides long. RefSeq lists its product as hypothetical. Gene Ontology annotation, molecular function: oxidoreductase activity, acting on the CH-OH group of donors, NAD or NADP as acceptor; NAD binding. The record is from RefSeq and is a predicted model, not a curated record. The coding region runs from base 1 to 1080 and encodes 359 amino acids. The transcript has a single exon. Lineage: Eukaryota; Fungi; Ascomycota; Leotiomycetes; Helotiales; Sclerotiniaceae.
AUGCCUCCCGUUCCUCGGUCACCUAUCAAAUUGGCUAUUCUUGAUGAUUAUCAAGGAAUUGCCUUGAAGCAUUUUGAGACGCUUAAACCUACCGUUGAGAUCACCACCUUCCCAGAUACCCUCUUACCUUAUAACGAUCCUUCAACCCCUGAAGAUGUCAAGAGCCAGCUUGUGGAGAGGCUCAAGCCUUUUACAAUCAUCUCAUCUAUGAGAGAACGGACUCCAUUCCCUGCAUCGCUUCUAAAAGAGCUCCCCAAUCUGAAAUUUCUCCUCAAUGCAGGAAAUAGGAACAAGGGCAUUGAUAUGGAAGCUGCUAAGAAAUAUGGGAUUAGUGUCACUGGUACUUCGGGAAAUUCAAAGACGGGACCAGAUAGCACCACUCAACAUACUAUUGCACUGAUUCUGGGUAUUGCAAGGAAUAUUUCCUGGGAUGAUAAAGUAGUCAAGGAAGGUGGUUGGCAAACAACGCUGGCAACAGGGUUGGCUGGAAAAACUCUUGGAACUUUGGGCUUAGGAAAGUUGGGUACAAGUGUAGCCAAAAUUAUGUAUUCAGCGUUUGGUAUGAAAGUAAUAGCAUGGAGCUCAAGUUUGACUCAAGAAGCCGCAGACCAGAAGGCUAGGGACUGUCGUUUUGCUACAGAGGAUGAGGACGGCGAGAAAGUAUUCAAGGUUGUGAGUAAGGAAGAAUUGUUCUCAACAGCGGAUGUAGUUAGCGUGCACCUAGUAUUAGGUGAUCGUUCGAAAGGAAUAGUAGGGGAAAAGGACCUGGAUUUAAUGAAGAAGAGCGCUUUGUUUGUCAAUACGUCACGUGGACCUCUUGUUCAACAGGAUGCGUUGUUGGAUGCUUUGCAGAAGGGAAAGAUUCGUGGGGCAGCGCUAGAUGUCUUUGAUUUGGAACCGUUGCCAGCGGAUAAUCAAUGGAGAAGCACAAAAUGGGGAGAGGAGGGAAGAAGUCAAGUAUUGUUGAGUCCGCACAUGGGUUAUGUUGAAGAAGAUAAAAUGAAUGAUUGGUAUCGGCAACAGGCUGAGAAUGUGCAGAGAUGGCAUGAUGGAAAAGAAUUGAUGGAUGUAUUGGCUUAG